Trichoderma gamsii is the source of this 2358-nucleotide messenger RNA. RefSeq lists its product as hypothetical. Gene Ontology annotation, cellular component: Dsl1/NZR complex. Lineage: Eukaryota; Fungi; Ascomycota; Sordariomycetes; Hypocreales; Hypocreaceae. The transcript is spliced from 3 exons. Bases 1 to 2358 code for a protein of 785 amino acids. Gene Ontology annotation, biological process: regulation of ER to Golgi vesicle-mediated transport; retrograde vesicle-mediated transport, Golgi to endoplasmic reticulum; endoplasmic reticulum to Golgi vesicle-mediated transport. The record is from RefSeq and is a predicted model, not a curated record.
AUGGCCACCUUGUCUGGAAUCAUCAAUGGCAGCUCCCUGGAUAGCCGCGUCGAGGACUAUCUAGAGGACAAGCUUCAAUCAACUGCUGACCUCGACAACCUCGACGAGCUCCUCACCAAUGUCGAACUGCAGCGAAACCAGCUCCAAUCGCAGCUCGACGAUGCUGCAAAAGAGUUGGAAGAGGCGAGGCGCAUAAGCGAUGAACGCCAGGCAGCCCUCCAGGCUCGAAUCGCCGAGUUCAACGAGCUGCAAGAAAGCAUCGACAGGCGCGUCCAAAUAGCUGCCGCUUCCGAUGCGCCGAGCGAGGCGAUUGCGCGACUACAGAAGCCCAUGAAACAGCUGCAGAAUGUCGAGCUGGCUCAGAAAUACUUUUUGCUGUUACAAGAUGCUGAGCGACUACGGAAAGAGGCGCGGUCUCAUCUACCGAGUAGCCCUAAAGAGGCGCUCGAGCCGUAUGCGCUCUUGAAAGAGCUGGCGAUUAAGCUGAGGUCCCUGCCCGGGAAUGACGAGCUUCAUCUUGUGGAUCAUGUUGAAAGGAUGACGAAGAAUCUCUGGGAUGAAAUGAAACAAAUCAUGUCUGCCGAGCUAGAGACUGUAUUAAAUAAGAAGCGCUGGCCCAAAGUCGAUCCUCAGUCGGAGAUGGACGAAGAAUGGCUUGUCUGCGUGGAGAAGCUUCUCGAUUUGCAGAUGCCAGAAGUGGUUCACAGCGCAGGAAUCGUGACCCUCUUGCCGUUCGAGGUCAUGGCCAAGAUGUUCGUUACCGAGUUUCGCUUUCAUUUUAUGAGCGACAAACCAACCAGCAGCGCUCAAUCAGUUGGCACCCAUUGCUUUCCCUGGCUUCUGACAACGUUGGAAAAGUGGGAGGACUUCUUUCGCGAUAAUCUGGGCCAUCUCCUGGCGUCCAAGUUCCACGAUACACCCGUGGCUGAUAAGACCAUAUAUGUGGAUCCUGCCUGUGCUCUCGUCACUGCAAUGCUACCUGUCGUUCGGGAGAAGAUUGACGCAGUGGCAUUAGAGACGCAUACGAACCCUGGAUUCUUGAGCAGUUUUAUAUCCCAGGUCAUGACUCUAGAUGAGAAUAUCCGAUCUCGGUUCAACUAUGACGGCGGCGAUCCCGAGAAUGGCUGGGCAGGACUGUCAGAGAUCAUACUGGAGAAGUAUUUUGAUGUGUGGUACCAGGCCGAAAGGAGUUUUGCGCUGGAGAGAUUUGAGGCCAUCUUGGAAUCAAGAGAUGCGCGUAAAAUUGAUUAUGAUUACUCACUGCCCGGCAAGAUGAAGCCUACAUUUGCGGCUGUGCAACUCACAGAUUUGCUACGGGUAGUAACUACAAAAUAUGAACGCCUCCGCAAAGUCAAGCAAAAGCUCAAAUUUCUCACGGAUAUUCAACUUGAUAUUCUCGAUGGAUAUCACGAUCGCUUGAGAAGCUCAUUGGAAGCCUACCAGUCUUUGACCUCUACCUUGGGCCGGACCAUCCACGGUGUGACGAAAGAACAGCUCGCUGCCCUGGAGGGGACUGGUGCUUUGGAGACGUUGUGCAAAGUGAUUGGUAGUUCCGAUCAUAUUGCCAACACGUUGGCGGAGUGGGGCGAUGAAGAAUUUUAUGUCAUUCUGUGGGAUCAGCUGCACAGACGUCAAUCUCGACAAAUCAAGCCACAGGGCUCAGCAAUCGGUAACGUGGUUGGGAAUAAUCAUGAUCUCAAGGAACGCACCGUCGCUGCUGUUGAUGAUGGCGACGAGAAUGGGGCCAUCUUUGACGAAACCAUUGCGGCAUAUACCAACCGUCGCAAGGCUGGUGAAGAGCUGCUGGUGGGUGCCUUGGUCGACUCUCACUCCAAAGCGUUGCGUGCCUAUACCCAUAAUGUCCAGUGGACAACAAUUGGCGAAAGCGCCACUCCUGAUGAACCCCUGAGCGUCUUGAAGAGGAACCUAGAAUUCUUAGGCAAAGCUCUCUCUGCGGCCUCGUUUCGCCGAGUCUGGCGAGAUGCGCUCGAAAAGCUCCAAGACUUGCUAUGGACUAGUAUUCUCACCCGUCAAACAUUCACCACGCUUGGGGCAGCACAAUUUGCGCAUGACUGCGAAUCCAUUUUUUCACUUGUUGACCGCUUCAUUCCCAAUGGUUCGGCAGCCCUGGAAUCUCUUCGCGAGGGGCUUGUCCUGCUCAACUUGCCAGCCACAGCAACUAGAGAGAGCGAGGACACCAUCGCCAUCACGCUCAAGCAAGCUAGUGAUCGAGCGUUUACCGACAAUGACGAGGCGCGUGCGGUACUUGAAGAGCUGCAGCUCGUGGCGUUGACACCGCUGAAUGCAAGACAAAUUCUCCAGAGACGAGUGGAGAAUAACGAGAAUGUUGGAUGGUAA